Molecule: messenger RNA, 3682 nt
Organism: Dicentrarchus labrax (European seabass)
Lineage: Eukaryota; Metazoa; Chordata; Actinopteri; Moronidae
Gene: tmc2b
Product: transmembrane channel-like 2b
Exons: 20
Coding region: 286-3105 (939 amino acids)
Biological process (GO): detection of mechanical stimulus involved in sensory perception of sound; vestibular reflex
Cellular component (GO): plasma membrane
Molecular function (GO): mechanosensitive monoatomic ion channel activity
Source: RefSeq, a predicted model, not a curated record
GUGUCUUUGGCGGUUGUCAAGGAGCCCGGUCUUUGAGCAGCUUAAACAGAGGCGCACCUGUUCCUGUAUGUGUGUGUAUAAGUGUGUGCGUGUGUGUGUGUGUGUGUGUGUGUGUGUGUGUGUGUGUGUGUGUGUGUGUGUGUGAGUGUGUGCUGGCUUUUUGACACAGGAUCUUCACAAGUGUUUCUGCCGCUCGCACUGAGUAACUCAUGGAUGGAGAGGAGGCAGAAGAGGACUAACUGGAAUAAGAAAAGAGAAUAUAAUAACUAAAAGAGACACAACAAAAUGCCUCCAAAAAGGAAAAAUGAUGCUGUAAUUAGGGUUGAAGAUGUUGGGAUGGAUGUUGAUGCUGUGGACAGUGGAAGUGAAGAUGAGGCCAGGAGGAGGACCAAAAACAGAAGAAACAAACCACAACGUAAGGUCAAACGGGUCAGUGAUGAUGAGGAGGACGAAGAGGACGAGGACGAGGCACCAAGGAAGAGAGGACGAAAGAAGAAGGCCAAACCCCGGGACAGCGACGAAGACGACGAGGAAGACAGCCGCAGUGUGAAAAGCAAAAGCUCAAAAGCCUCCAGGAGGAAAGCUGCGAAGGAGGAGAGCGAUGAGGAGAGCGAGAAAGAGCAGAAGACGAGGAAAAAACGAGGGAAAGGGGUGUCCAAACUGGAGAAAGAGGAGCAGAACAAGGAGAAGAAAGGAAAGGGGAAAGAUGGGACAAAGAAUAAAGGUGGUGAGAAGGACAAGAAAAAGAAGAAUGGGAAGUUGAGCAGCUCGUCUGGCUCUGAGUCUGAUGAAGACUCGAUGUCGGAGGGAGAGAUGGCAGCCCUGAAGGAAGAGGUAGAGGAAAAGAAGAAAGUGAUCGCGACGUUGAGGAACCAACCCUGGCGCAUGAAGAAAAGACUCGUCGUGCUCAAGGAGGCCCAGGAGUUUGUUGAAAAAUUUGAAGGCGCUCUUGGGAAAGGAAAAGGCAGGAAACUGUAUGCAUACAAAGUCAUGAUGACCAAGAAACUAAUCAAGUUUAAACGUGACUUUGAGAACUUCAAAACAGCCUGUAUACCGUGGGAGAGGAAGAUAAAAGAAGUAGAAAGUCACUUUGGAUCAUCUGUGGCAUCCUACUUUAUAUUCCUGAGGUGGAUGUACGGUCUGAAUCUGGUCCUGUUUGGGUUCAUGUUUGGUCUGGUGAUUCUGCCCGAGAUUCUUAUGGGUCUUCCAUAUGGCUCCAUUCCCAGGAAAACUGUGCCGCGAGAGGAGCAGGAAACAGCCAUGGACUACUCUGUGCUCUUUGACUUUGGAGGUUACUGCAAGUACUCGUUCCUGUUCUACGGGUACUACAACAACGAGCCAACGAUCGGGGUGCUGAAGUUCAGACUCCCUUUGUCAUACCUGCUGGUGGGGGUUGGCAUCUUUGGCUACAGCCUAAUGGUUGUCAUAAGAACGAUGGCUCGUAACGCAAAUGAAGGCGGAGAUGGGGGAGAGGAGGGAGACUUCACCUUCAGCUGGAAGAUGUUCACCAGCUGGGAUUACCUGAUCGGAAACCCUGAGACUGCAGACAAUAAGUACGCCUCCAUUACCACCAGCUUCAAGGAAUCCAUUGUGGAUGAACAGGAGAAUCAGAAAGAUGAGAACAUCCAUCUCCGACGGUUCCUCAGGGUUCUGGCAAACUUUCUGAUCGUGUCUUGCCUCGGAGGCAGCGGAUACCUCAUCUACUUUGUGGUGAAACGUUCUCAGGAGUUUGCUAAUAUGAAGAAAGAUAAUCUGUCGUGGUUUGAGAAGAACGAGGUGGAGUUUGUGAUGUCUCUGCUGGGGCUGGUGUGUCCUCCUCUGUUUGAAACCAUCGCAGAACUGGAAGAUUAUCACCCUCGUAUUGCCCUCAAGUGGCAGCUGGGACGAAUCUUUGCCCUUUUCCUGGGAAACCUUUACACCUUCCUCUUCGCCCUGUUUGAUGAAGUUACUGCCAAGUUGGAGAGCGAGAAGGUAAUCAAGAAUUCCACUGAAUGGGUUUUGAACCAGUACUAUUCCAACUACAGCUCCUUCUACAACACGACAGAUGUGCCUCCUCCAGCUGUGCACCCAUCCGACGUCAUCAGAGGACCCUGCUGGGAGACCGGAGUGGGAAUAGAAUUUGUGAAGCUGAUAGUGUCUGACAUUCAGGUGACCUAUUUGACCAUCCUGAUUGGUGACUUUGUGCGAGCUGUCAUUGUCCGCUUCCUAAACUACUGCUGGUGCUGGGACCUGGAGGCCGGAUUUCCCUCGUAUGGAGAGUUUGACAUCAGUGGGAAUGUGCUGGGGCUUAUCUUCAAUCAAGGAAUGAUAUGGAUGGGAGCGUUUUAUGCUCCAGGUCUGGUGGGUCUGAACGUUUUGCGCCUCCUGAGCUCGAUGUACUACCAGUGCUGGGCAGUGAUGUGCUGUAACGUUCCUCACGAACGUGUUUUCAAGGCCUCGCGGUCCAACAACUUCUACAUGGGCCUGCUGCUGCUCGUCCUGUUCCUCAGCCUGCUGCCUGUUGUCUACACCAUCAUGACCUUGUCUCCGUCCUUCGACUGUGGGCCCUUCAGCGGCCAGGAGAAGAUGUAUGACGUGAUCAUGGAGACUAUAGAAAAAGAUCUUCCAGCCUUCAUAGGGAACUUAUUUUCAUAUGCGACCAACCCUGGACUCAUCCUGCCCGCUGUUCUCCUCAUGGUGUUGGCCCUCUACUACCUGAAUGCAGUGUCAAAGGCAUACCAGCAAGCAAAUACGGACCUUAAAAAGAAGAUGCAAAUGGCUCGAGAUGAGGAGAAGAACCGCAGGAACAACAAGGACAGUACUAAUCAAGUGAUGAAAGACUUGGAGGACCUGCUGCCAAACAAGUCUCUAAUACCACCUCCCACUGAGGAAGAGCCACCCCCACCUGAUGUUGUAAUUGAGAAGGGCAGCAAGUCUCCCAAAAUGAAGCCAGGUGCAGCGGCAAAAGGGGUUAAUCUGCAAAAGGAUGUGUCCCUGGCUGCCCCAAACCCCAGAGCUCCAGUGACCCGUGCCCCAGGGCCAAGAAAAGGGCCUCCUGGAAAUGCCAGGGGGCCUCAACCUGGGCCUGGGAGAGGAAGAGGUCGGGGUGGGCCUCCAAGGCACUAAGAGUCUCGAUUCAUGGACUAAAAUACCUACAAUUCACCACAAACAACCAGUGUCUGUUAACGUGACCACUGCAGUUACACAGCAUAUAGCCACUAUGAUAAUUUAAUUAUUUAAAUGUUAUUGAUUGAUGAAAAAUUAUAAUUUUACAUCAAGUUAUGAACCUUUUUUUUGCCUCAAUGAAAAGUAUCAUAACUAGUAUUUUAAACAUGCCAAUUUCUUAAUCACAUAUAAUUAACCACUGAAGAAAUUCACACUACAGCCUCCACAGUCAAGUCCCAUAAUGUCCUUGAUGUGGAGGCGGAUAUGAGACUUUGUUUAAAGUACAUGGACACAGACAUUCACUGUUACAUCUGUAUUACCGGUCUUACUACAACAAAAUGCGAAACAAUUCCCAGCAAAGUACCUUAUAUACAGAUACACUGUAUAGCAUGAUCGGGUUUACUGUAUUGCAAUCAGAUUUACUGGUUAUUAAUGUGGGUCAACAAUUUUAUUGAUUUCAUUUGGAAAUCCCUGUAAAUAGUAUGUAAAAUGUCAUUUUUUUGUAUGACACCUAUUAAAAUCGUUAUUUUCUGGCAAA